Messenger RNA from Endocarpon pusillum Z07020, 840 nucleotides. RefSeq lists its product as uncharacterized. The record is from RefSeq and is a predicted model, not a curated record. The coding region runs from base 1 to 840 and encodes 279 amino acids. The transcript is spliced from 2 exons. Lineage: Eukaryota; Fungi; Ascomycota; Eurotiomycetes; Verrucariales; Verrucariaceae.
AUGUACACUAUUCCAGCUUUGGAUCCAGUCUUUCAGCUCAUGAUCCUGCGUGUGCGAAUUUGCUGCCUUUUUGCUUCUCUGGUUUCCGCCAUUGCUUUGGAGGAAAUGACUGACAGUACAGUCUUCGGUUUUGCGCUCCGCCGAAAUGGCACUUGCCUUGCCUCCGAGAGAAGUUGCGGUCCUACCGCGCGCCCAUUUUACGCCUGUUGUCCGUCAGGGUCAACCUGUGUCAAUCCAUACAACCAAGUCUGUUGUUCGUCGUCUGAGAACUGUACCUCGUCCGCAGUCGAACAGCCUGCCUGUGCCAAUCGGUCAUGGGAUCUGUAUAACAAUGGUGGUGUUGAGAGCGCCUUCUUCUGUUGUUUGAACUCGACCUUUGGGUACGGCGUCGGCCUGGACAGCAAUGGAUGUGCCAAUCCUGACUAUCAGCUGGCUGGUAACGAAACCCAAUUACAGGAGCACAUACAGGCUGCAGCUUCUUCGUCAUCCGCAUCAGCAUCUGCAACUACUUCAGCGACUUCCAUCCCCACGGCCUCAGAUGCUGGUCGCUCGUCCAAUGGUGCAACGAUCGGAGGCGCCGUAGGAGGCGCGAUCGGUGGCGUCUUGCUGAUCAUGUCCCUCGCCUUUUUCUUCUGGAGAUGGCGAAAGCAACGACGACAACAUCCUGAGCCUCAGAUAUCGAGCGAAUAUGAAACUGCCGACAAAUCUUACAAAAUCGAUCCAAGAGAUCAACAAGCUGGAGGAGUUGAGAUACCUGGUCAGCAAGUUAAGGGAGUGCAUGAGAUUUCUGGCCAACAAUUGGCAGAACUGCCUUUGUCAGGUCCGGGACUCACUCGGUAA